AUCUUUGGCAAUUGAUUGUACUAUUUUUGUGAUUGUAUUUUUUUGAAAGUGAGAUGGAAAACAGUAGCGUACAACCCUCGCGUUGUAGGAAAUUCUCAGCCGUAUGAGAAUGACUGUGACUGUGCAGCAGGGAAGGAGCUUGUUUCACGAUGUGUUGUGCUGUGCUUUAAUUUCGUGUGGUUAGUUUUAAGCUAUGGCUUCAGAUGAAGCAGACAGUUAUCCGUUACAUGAAUGUGUGUUCCGCGGAGAUGUUAGGAAAUUGUCGGCGCUCUUACGGACCCAUGAUCUGGCAAAAAAGGAUAAACAUGGAAAUACUCCACUCCAUUUGGCAGUGAUGCUGGGCAGAAAAGAAUGUGUUCAUUUGCUUCUUGCACAUGGGGCGCCAGUUAAGGUGAAAAAUAUUGCAGGAUGGAGCCCUUUGGCUGAAGCAAUUAGCUAUGGUGAUAGACAGACAAUCUCCUCACUAGUGCGGAAGUUGAAGCAGCAGGCUCGAGAACAAAUGGAAGAGCGAAGACCUUCUUUAGUAGCAGCGCUGAAUCAGAUGGGCGAUUUUUAUAUGGAACUGAAAUGGGAUUUCCAGAGUUGGGUGCCAUUGGUGUCUAGAAUUCUUCCAUCUGAUAUAUGCCGUAUUCAUAAACGUGGUUCCUCAAUACGCUUGGAUACAACUCUUGUGGAUUUUAAUGACAUGCGGUGGGAGAGAGGUGACAUUAGCUUUAUCUUCAAUGGAGACAGGAAACCUGGACAAUCGCUGACAGUUUUAGAUAACAAGCAAUGCCUAUAUCAGCGAGUGAGGUAUGAGGAAACAGAAGUUGAAAUAGAGGAUGAAGUUGAUAUUUUGAUGAGUAGUGACAUUAUGGCUGCUCAGAUGUCAACAAAAUCUAUCACUUUUUCACGUGCACAAACGGGUUGGAUAUUUCGAGAAGACAGGAAGGAAAUGGUCGGGCCUUUCCAUGCAGAUUUUUAUGUAAUCAAUGGAAUGUUACUUGAAUCAAGGAAGAGGAGAGAACAUCUGUCAGAAGAAGAUCUGCAAAAAAAUAAGGCAAUCAUGGAAAGCCUGACAAAAGGCAGCACGCAAGGGUUUGACAGUAAUGGAGAGCCAGUUAGAAGACCAUCACUGUCACCUCCACCUGAGAGCAAAGUUACCUGGGAAGAAUACGUUAACAGUGAUGUUGGUGCUCAUCCCACAUUAGGAAGGGAAAUGGUGUAUAAAGAAACGAGCAAAGCAUUCAAGGCCACAGUGGCAAUGAGUCCAGAUUUCCCAUUAUCAGUGGAAAUGCUUUUAAAUGUACUGGAAGUUAUUGCACCUUUUAAACAUUUUAGUAAACUUCGUGAAUUUGUUUUAAUGAAACUUCCACCCGGAUUUCCUGUUAAAAUAGAUAUUCCAAUUCUUCCAACAGUUACAGCCAAGAUAACAUUCCAGGAAUUUGCAUUUAGGAAUGACAUCAAAGCAGAACUUUUCGAAAUACCUUCUCACUAUGUAGAAGAUCCUACAAGAUUUCCAGAAUUAUGACACCUCGACCAAAUAAUGUUAAUUGAAAUAAAUUACCGAAAUCCUUUGGUUAACAACAACACCAACAAACCUAAUCAUCAUAACAGUGCUAUGCCCACUGCAGAAAUCCUAAUAAAGGCACAU
Schistocerca cancellata (South American locust) is the source of this 1633-nucleotide messenger RNA. RefSeq names its product ankyrin repeat domain-containing protein 13C. Gene Ontology annotation, cellular component: cytoplasm. The record is from RefSeq and is a predicted model, not a curated record. Bases 194 to 1510 code for a protein of 438 amino acids. The transcript has 11 exons. Gene Ontology annotation, molecular function: protein binding. Lineage: Eukaryota; Metazoa; Arthropoda; Insecta; Orthoptera; Acrididae.